AAAAUCUGCAUCAAUGGUUUAAUGCGUAUCCGGAACCUUCGAAGGGGGAACACUUUAACUGGGGGACACUAGUGUAAAAAUGGCAGACGUACCAGAUAACGCACCAGAACACUGCCCGGGUACAACGAGUGAGCAAGCAGGGAAGUCAUCAUCAUGCGAGGGCUGUCCCAACCAGAAAGUGUGUGCUUCUGGAGCCACCAAGACCCCCGACCCUGCCAUAGCAGAGAUAGGAGCCAAGCUGUCGACGGUCAAACACAAGAUCCUCGUGCUGUCUGGGAAAGGAGGAGUGGGGAAGAGUACCUUCAGCGCUCACCUGGCUCACGCUCUGGCGAGUGACAGCACAAAGGAGGUUGCCCUGCUGGAUGUAGAUAUCUGUGGUCCAUCCAUUCCUAGGAUCAUGGGCUUAGAGGGAGAACAGGUUCAUCAGAGUGGCUCAGGCUGGUCUCCUGUGUAUGUGGAUGACAACCUGGCGGUCAUGUCUAUUGGUUUCCUGCUCAGUAGCCCUGACGACGCUGUGAUCUGGAGAGGACCCAAGAAGAAUGGGAUGAUCAAGCAGUUUUUGAGGGAUGUUGACUGGGGCGACCUCGAUUACCUCAUCGUGGACACGCCCCCUGGCACCUCUGAUGAACACCUGUCAAUUGUCCAGUACCUAAGCGCCACCCAUGUCGACGGGGCUGUCAUCAUCACCACACCACAGGAGGUAUCGUUGCAGGACGUACGGAAGGAGAUCCGGUUCUGUCAAAAGGUCAAGCUGCCGAUCAUCGGAGUGGUGGAAAACAUGAGUGGCUUCGUUUGUCCUUCAUGCAAGAACACGUCGCAGAUCUUCCCCCCAACCACUGGGGGCGCUGAGCGAAUGUGUGCCGAUCUGAAUCUACCCCUUUUAGGAAAGGUACCGCUAGACCCAAGGAUAGCACGAAGCUGUGAUGAGGGCAAAUCCUUCCUCAAUGAAGUACCUGACUCUCCUGCUGCUGAAGUCUAUCAGAAUAUUGUGCAAAGUAUUAAGGACUACUGUUCCAACCGUGUGACAGAGGAGCAGAGCACCACCUGAACUCACUCAGAAGGCAGCCAUAUUGGACCAGAACACUGAGACAGGUCACAUGAUGAGAGUGUGGCAGAAAUGAUUGACUGACUGAGAAAGAAACACACAUAGGAAAGCUAAUACCAUUAAUAAUUUAAUAACACUCACCAAAAAGCCUGCCAGAACUAUCUCAACAUCUUCAAUGAUCAUUUAAUUGUGAUAUAAUAGGGACUAGUUCCACGUUGUAAUAAAGUGAAUGUUUAGAAAUAAUUACAGCUCUAUAAUGAUGAAUGGUCUUAUCCAAAUAAGCACUUGGGUCUAAGUUUGCACCUCAGUGCUUGCAUUAAAGAAAAAAAAAUAACUUCAAACCACCACUCUGGGAAUACUCUGUAUAUAACACUUACUUUAGCAGAGAUAAAUACACUUUCUAAUCCCUGAGGGAUAAUUAAUAAAAUUGAUAUAAGGGAAUUGUAAAUGUUUAUCUUAAAAGAUAAAGUUAGCAAUAUUAUUUCUUGUUUACAAACCCCACAAUGCAUUACGCUGUCUCUCAAUACUCUCGUCAUUACACAGCCUCUAUGUGUUCUAAGCGACAAGCCCACUGGUUCAUACUAAAGAUUUGAAUCUUUAAAAAUCACAAAUGUAUACUUACACCUACAACAGCUGUGCACUGUAGCUUUUACUAAACAUUACUCCAGCAGGAGUAAAUAGCCCUUUGUCUGAGUAGGCGAUAGUGUAUUUGGGGAAGUUAAAUCUCAGAUCAUGUUACGAAUCAAGCAGUAGUGUCAAACACAAUUCCCUUCCAAGAACAUUUGGUGCUCUGAGUUGUGUUUGUGGAUCUAUUGGCCAUCACUAUCCCUGGUUACAGUGAAUCAGUAGUAAGUCAAAUGAUGGUACUAUCAAAGCACAGGAUCAUCAGCAUAGUAUGAAAUUCCAACUUCUCAUUUGAUUCUGUUUUCUCAGUGAUUGUAAUCAUUCCACAUUUGAAAUGAGAAGACUGUAUGGAGAUGAAAAUCUUUGAAGCCAUGUUGUUUUGUUUUCAGUACAUGUCUAGUGAAUGUAAAAAUGUGAGUUCAUAAAAAAAGUAAAUCAGUGACAACAUAAUAUGUAGAGGUUGAUUCCCGAUUGUCAAUUAGGAUUUUCAUUUGAUCAUUCAUAUGUUCUAAACAAUUGUUUUGGAAAUAUAUAUGUACUUGCUUUAACAGAUUUAUAAAAUAAAUGACCAAACCUGAAAUCACCUUCAAUGUAUUUUUAAUCAAACUAUUAGGGUAGCACACCCAGAGUGCGUACCACAUACCAAGCCUGAGUCCUUGCCACAGCAGCCUGAAUUUGAGUCCAGCCCAGGGACCUCAUGUAUAAAAGACAUUGCAGCUUUCAUUCCGAAAGAUAGUGUACUCACAAAACUUGAGAACUACGUACACGCUGAAAUUUCCACAUGUAUAAAACCAGGCAUACACCAAGUCCUGCGCAGCUUUCCUUUAAACAUAAUACAUAAUGUGGAAACUGGGGAGUCCACUGCCAGGGGGGAGAGCACAUUAUCCCUUCUCUCUUCCAUGCCUUUCCUGUCUCUCUCUACUGUACAAUCAAAGGCAAAUGCCAAAAAACUGACUAACUUAUUAAAGUAGGUGCUCUUUUGUUUUGUCUAUAAAUCAAAGAUUAUUUGAGAUAAUCUUGCCAGCUUUCUAACUGAUAAUGCAGUUGGCUCUCAACUGCCAAGUCUUGUUGCCAUGUUUUAUUUGUGUGUGCGAGUGGUUCUCAUGUGUACUCUGCCAUACAUAGUCAUAGUUCCUCCGGGGUUCACUGAAAAACACAUGUGAAACUGCAUCUGCAUCCUGCUAAUAGACAAAACAACAGCAGCCACAGCCACACAGAUGAAGUCUUUCUCACACAUUAUACCCACAUAGAUCUGCAUUUAUUUUAUAAUAGUGUUCGUUGCAGUCAGGUCGAGUUAUAAAUGUAUGACUUCAAGCACUAAAAUAUUUUCCUCUAUUUUCUGCAAUUCUAUGUAGAAAAAUGAAAUAAUUGCAAAAAUACAGUCUUUACUAGAUUUUUAAUACAAGGAAAAGCAAUUUUAUUUUUUUUACAUUAAUACUAUGUAGUUGUGAUGUGUAAAAGAUUCGAUACACAGGAAACCCAAUAAUGAGUGUACAAAAGAGGUUUCUUGGAAGCAGUAUGAUGUACUGUGAUAUGGGAGAAGAAAUAUUUCAAAUUCCUUAAAUAUAUUUAAAAUAAAAUGUAAAAUCAAAUUAUUUUAAAAUAAUCUAUUCUUAAAUUUUGAAGUCUUGACCAUUCAUUUUACAGAUGACCUCGACUGUAGAGCAAGAGGUGUUGCUGGGGUGAAACUAAGCAAGUGAAGCAUGGGUGCAGGGUGUUUUGGUUAUGUGUAAAUAAUUGCUAUAUAUCUGUGAUUGUGAAGCCAUAAAUGUAGCACACCGAAAAUGCAGUGGGGAGGUGUUUCAAUUGGGGAAAUAAACAAAUGUAUUUCCUCCAUUGUAAUAUUCUGCUACACAAAGAAAAAGUCCCUAAAUCAGUGAAACAACAACUUGACAAACAUCCAGUGAAAAUUAUUGUAAUAAAUGGAAUAAUUUUGUAUUUAU
Morone saxatilis (striped sea-bass) is the source of this 3612-nucleotide messenger RNA. RefSeq names its product nucleotide binding protein 1 (MinD homolog, E. coli) (gene nubp1). Gene Ontology annotation, biological process: iron-sulfur cluster assembly. The record is from RefSeq and is a predicted model, not a curated record. Gene Ontology annotation, molecular function: 4 iron, 4 sulfur cluster binding; ATP hydrolysis activity; ATP binding. Gene Ontology annotation, cellular component: cytosol. The transcript has 10 exons. The coding region runs from base 80 to 1048 and encodes 322 amino acids. Lineage: Eukaryota; Metazoa; Chordata; Actinopteri; Moronidae.